AUGGCGCAGAAUGUGCGCUUCACAAGAAACAGAUUGUUCGUUGGCUAUCGGGCAAGUGAUUGGACCGAAGUCUUCUACGAUCUGAGACUCCCGGAGGAAGAGGACAACGGCGGCAACCACACUGAGUCGUACAAAAAGAAGCGCAAGGCUGCAGCCGACGAAGUCUUCUACACCUCGACAGAAGACUGGCAUGUCUCCGAGGCCCCCAAACGUGGUGAGAUAGUCUGGGAGCCCUUCUACAACCCGGCAACCUUCGAGGCAUCAGACAUGCGCACCAAAAAUGAGCUGCAACGGUUGUUCCUUCAGCAUGCCUACAACUACCUCGCCGAGAAGAACCCACAGGUAGCUGCCGGAAUGGAGCGGGACAUGAGUAACCGUCAUUUCAGGCGCUGGGACGUGUGGUUUCAUCAGGCAAAGAAGUUCAAGAAAGCCAAAAUGCAGCAGCGCAAAUACCGAGAGACCAAGAAACAGAAGAGGUUGGCGGCGGGUUACCCUGCCAAAGACGCGGAUUCUAGUGAUUCCGACUCUGAUUCUGCCUACGAUACUGACGAGAAUCGCGAGUCUACUCCACCGCAACGAGCUAUGGGACCGCCUGCCCGACCGGCCGCACAGCAGAAGCGACCAGCUGCGAAUGUGAGUGGUCGUUAUGGAGUGAAGAGGCGGCGGGCUGAAAGUUUCAACAUGACUGGGACUCGCGGGAGCUCCAACAACAGCUUGUUCGACUUCCGUGCACCGCCAGGCACGUCACCCGUCGUCCUCGAUGGCCGCGAUGACUUCUCGAAUCGUACACCACCGCCGACCAACCCGCAAAACAGGGCAGCCGCUCGUCAAGCAAGGCAGCCAUUCGUAGAAGACGGCACGCCAGACGUCCCUGGAACCUGGGGCUUUGGCAAUGUCAACGGUAAUGGCAACGGCAAUACCACAAGGGGUAGGAGGAGAGAAAACAACGAUGAGGUGAGGCAGUCCAACGUUCAUGAGAUCAACGGGAUGGGUCUUUCAGAGGAGGAUGCUUUUGAGCGGGCGGUGAGGGAGAGCACGGUGCAGACGGAAGGGAGGGGCGGUGUGGUGCCGAGUAUUGAGCGUGACGGUUAUGAAAAUGGGCAUGAGAACGGGCAUGAGAACGGAGAUGGAGCUGAGGGUGGUGAAGGGGAGCAUGAGUGA
Saxophila tyrrhenica is the source of this 1161-nucleotide messenger RNA. RefSeq lists its product as uncharacterized. The record is from RefSeq and is a predicted model, not a curated record. Lineage: Eukaryota; Fungi; Ascomycota; Dothideomycetes; Mycosphaerellales; Extremaceae. Bases 1 to 1161 code for a protein of 386 amino acids. The transcript has a single exon.